Messenger RNA from Funneliformis geosporum, 558 nucleotides. NCBI's taxonomy places the organism in Eukaryota, Fungi, Glomeromycota, Glomeromycetes, Glomerales, Glomeraceae. The record is from the annotation of a GenBank genome assembly.
AUGUCGUCUUCUUAUGCUGACAGGAUGUCUCGUUCGUUGUUCGUUUCUGGAUUAUCACGACGAACAACUAUCGAAGAUCUCGAAACUGCUUUUAAAGAAUUUGGAAGACUUAAGGAUGUCUAUAUACCAAGAGAUUAUUAUACCAGAGAACCAAGAGGAUUUGCGUACAUAGAAUACUAUGAUGAACGUGAUUGCGACGAAGCUUAUAGACACGGGACUGUUAUAUUGCAUGGAAGAGAGUUAACUGUGGAAUUUGCGCGUGGAUCUAGAAAAACUCCUCGAGAAAUGAGAGGUAAAGAUAACAGAUAUUCUCCGAUUAGACGAGGAAGAUAUGGGGUACCGAAAAAUUCUUACAGGCCUAGAUCCAGAGUAGAUUAUAGAAGAUAUGACGAUGAGGAGGAUAAUAGGCGUUCGAAUAAAUAUUCUCGUUCAAGGUCGUAUUCUCGUUCAUCAUCUGAACGUCAUAGAAGGUUAGAACAAGUUAAUGGUCAUCCUAAAUCUCGGUCUAGAACUCCUGAUUUCCCGCCGACGUCAGAAAUGAAGGAUGAGACCACAUAG